GUCGACAGUUUUUAUAAGACAUGCAUGCAGGGCAAAACGGCGACUUUUCGACUCAUCCCAUCUCCACAAGCACUUCUUUCGUCUUCUUUUCUUGCAGACUUGCAGAAGCAUCGGCAAGCAGAAUCCUCCGAAAGCCAGCCAUGCGCCAUGCCUCCAUCUUCUCAACUAUGAUGUACGACUAGCUAAAAGUACCCCACACUUCGGAACACAGGGGAAAAAAUAAAAAUUCCAUGCACCGCGAAAAGCCGCUCUUCGCCUCCAACCCCUCCAACACCCCCGACACGAUGGCACAACCACCGCACAACACCGACUACAGCCAACAGCAGCCGUGACUGCUACCGCCGACUCACUGCGACUUCCCGAAGACUGUCCCUACGGUCCCUGAUAAGCUCAACCUUUAGCCCAGGGUAACAAUGGCGGCAGCAGAGACCCCGCGGAUCCUCCUGGUCGACGCUUACGACUCUUUCACCCAUAACCUUGCGGCACAGCUCUCGCGCUACACCGCCGCCGAAGUCCACACAAUCCACAUCGACUCUCCGUUCGCUUCGAUCGAGGGGCUACUGCCGUACCUUCCGUGCUUCGACGCGGUCGUCAUCGGUCCCGGUCCUGGCUCUCCGGACAACGACAAAGAUGUCGGCAUCAUAAAGGAUAUCUGGCAUCUGGGCAGCUCCCAUAUGCUACCGGUAUUUGGUGUAUGCCUAGGAUUGCAGAGCCUAUGCCUUGCGUUUGGUGGCAAUGUCGAGAGGCUGCGCACGGUUAAACAUGGAUUGUCGUCUACGAUCCGGCACGGCGGGGUGGACCUCUUUGAAGGUCUCGGGAACAUGAGUGCGGUCAGGUACCACUCACUACAUGCGACACUUGGAGAGGGAGGCAAAGACGACCUGGAAGCCCUGGCAUGGGCGGAUGAUGCGGAGAAUGGCGAGGUCCUCAUGGCGGUGAAGCACAGGACGAAGCCAUUCCGGGCGGUCCAAUACCAUCCGGAAUCUAUAUGCACGGAAGGGAGCGAUAGGGUGGUGGAGAAUUUCUGGCGGUCGGCCUGCAGGUGGAAUAUGGACCAUGGACGAAGGACUACGGGACUCCCAGGAAGCUGGAGGGUCCGCCCACGUGAAGCGAGUUUGCUGGACCAACUGCGGCACGCUGGAGAGCUUCCUGAAGCACGCGCCGUGAAUACGGUCCAGACGACCAGUCUGUUUGCUCGAGGCCUCGAUGUUCGAAGGAUCUGCGAAAUGCUCGACGUGGAAUCGAAACGGGAGUUCGUCCUCUUAGAAUCCGCCGCGACUCCGGGCCGAUGGAGCAUAAUCGGAAUUUUAACACCUGGUAUCACUCAGCUUAUCCGAUAUACAGCCGGUGACUCAUAUAUUGAGUUGUCAAAAGUUGGGGAUGAAAAGACCUCGCGCGUUGGGCUACAGCCCCCGUGUAAUGCGUCGGUGUGGCGGUUCCUAGCUUCCUAUAUGGAACGGCGCAAGGCCAGUGGUGGCAAGAAGGAAUCCCCAUUCUGGGGCGGAUUGGUCGGAUACUUCUCCUACGAACUGGGUGUGGAGUCGCUUUCGAUACCACUCCCUCACAACCGAAAAAGGCGACCAGAUGUGAACCUCGCCUUCGCGGAGCGCAGCAUAGUCAUCGACAGUCUGACUGGCCGAAUCUAUGUGCAAUCCUUGAUCCCUCACGACGGCGAAUGGCUGGAGUCGAUGAAGCUGCAGUUGCAGCAAGAACACGACCUCUCACUUACGCCGUCGGCCACCCCUCCGCCCGCCGGAAUCGCCGCGCCAUCUUCUAUCCAGAUGCAUUACAAAGAGGCCUGCGAGCCGACUAUCGUCAAGCCCUCGGGGGAGCUCUACAAAUCCCUCGUGCGCGAAUGCCAAAGCUACCUCGCAAGCGGCAAUUCCUACGAGCUCUGCCUAACCGCGCGCACACGGGUUAACCUCCCCUCCCCCCAGCCCCCAGUCUGGAGUCUGUACGGGCUCCUCCGCGCGCGAAACCCCGCCCCCUACGCCGCCUACCUCCGGCUGCAAGGCGUAACUUUGCUCUCCUCUUCGCCCGAGCGCUUCCUCUCCUUCUCGCGCACGGGCGCAGUGCAGCUGCGGCCGAUCAAGGGCACGGUCAGAAAGACAGCGGGCAUGACGCGGCAGCGGGCGGAGCAGCUGCUUAACACGCCCAAAGAGCGCGCCGAGAACCUGAUGAUCCUCGACCUGAUCCGGCACGACCUGCACCGGAUCCUGGGCGCCGGGAACGUUACCGUGCCGCUGCUCAUGAGCGUCGAGGAGUACGCCAGCGUGUUCCAGCUGGUCUCGGUGAUCGAGGGGGCAAUCCCCUCCCCCUCCGCCUCCCCCACCUCCUCCAGCCUGACAGGCCUGGAUAUCCUCGCCUCCUCGCUCCCGCCGGGCUCGAUGACCGGUGCGCCGAAGAAGCGCAGCGUGGAGAUCCUGCAGGCCCUCGAGGCCACCGACGAGGAGCGCGGCGUCUACUCCGGCGUGCUAGGGUACCUGAGUGUGUGCGGCGCCGGCGACUGGAACGUCAUCAUCCGCAGCGCGUAUCGGUACGACGACGAGGGCGACGCGGGGCAGUGGUGGCUUGGGGCUGGCGGCGCGGUGACGGCGCUCAGCACGCCUGACGGCGAGUGGGAGGAGAUGGAGACCAAGCUCGAGAGCACGUUGAGGGCGUUUUGUGGGUAGGUGCGAUGUGGGAUGUGGGUACCUAGACGGGACAGCGCUUGCUUUGCUUCGUUUCAACAGAAGGUUUGAUGGGCGUUUGUUUUAUAUGUUGGUUAUUGGUUAUCUGGUUUUUUUUGGACGGGACUGGACUGGACGGGACGGAGUAUAUUUUGGGGUUAUGUUAUGGCUCGCGUUUUUCAACAGGCGGUCACGACGGGGUUUGGGGGUGUAGCUAUAAUCAGAUAUUGGCUAGAUAUAUGUAUACCAAAAGGUUUGGUGAAUUUCACGGGUUCGGGAU
Messenger RNA from Tricharina praecox, 2949 nucleotides. Its product is annotated as ADC synthase. NCBI's taxonomy places the organism in Eukaryota, Fungi, Ascomycota, Pezizomycetes, Pezizales, Pyronemataceae. The record is from RefSeq and is a predicted model, not a curated record. Gene Ontology annotation, biological process: L-tryptophan biosynthetic process. Bases 414 to 2672 code for a protein of 752 amino acids. The transcript has a single exon.